AUGUGUGGAAAGAGGUCCAAAUGCUCCUUCUCCCGCCUGGAAGUGAUCCUCAUUGUUUGCCUGACAUUUUUGUUAGUGGUGACUGUGGUGCUCCUCGUCCUCCACUUUCUCUCCAAAAACAGCAACGGCAAGUUGAGCUAUUUCAGUCCGACCAUCACACCCUGCUGGAUUGUGUGUCCUGUGCACAAAGUAAGAACAAACUACUUACUGGGCGUAGGUCGAGCUGACUGCACAGGACCUGUGGCAGAAAUUCCUCUGAUGGGUUAUGCCAACCUAGACCAGGUGGGUGGCGGGCUUCUCACACACCUCUACAGUCGAGCCUUCAUCGUAGCAGAACCUGACGACUCCAGGCGAGUAGUGUUUGUCAGCGCUGACAUAGGAAUGGUGUCUCAGAGACUGAGGCUGGAGGUGCUCAAGAAACUGAAGAGCAAGUAUGGAGAACUGUACCGACAGGACAACGUCAUUCUCAGUGGUACCCACACACACUCGGGGCCUGGUGGAUACUUCCAAUACACCCUCUUCUUGAUCACUAGCAAAGGUUUAAUCAGACCAUCCCUCAAUGCUAUUGUGAACGGUAUUGUAAAGAGCAUUGAUAUAGCGCAUCAGAACAUGAAGAGAGGAAGGGUUUUUAUAAACAGAGGCACUGUAGAAAACAGCCAGAUCAACCGAAGCCCUUUCUCCUAUCUUGAGAAUCCAGCAUCUGAACGCAGCAGGUAUUCAUCCAACACAGAUAAAGACAUGGUGAUACUGAAGAUGGUAGAUGAGAAUGGACAGGAGCUAGGCCUUAUCAGCUGGUUUGCUGUGCACCCAGUCAGCAUGAACAACACAAACCAUCUUGUGAACAGCGACAAUGUGGGCUAUGCGUCGUACUUGUUUGAACAGGAGAAGAACAAGGGGAUGCUUGCUGGAGAGGGCUCUUUUGUUGCUGCCUUUGCAUCCUCCAACCUCGGAGAUGUGUCGCCCAACACCAAAGGCCCAUUCUGCGUAAACACGGGGGAGUCGUGCAAUAACCCACACAGCACCUGCCCCGUGGGAGGGGCAGCGAUGUGCAUGGCCAUGGGUCCUGGUAAUGACAUGUUUGACAGUACAAGAAUUAUAGGGCAAAAUAUCUACUUGAAAGCAAGGGAACUGUUUGAAAAUGCUUCCCAGGAGAUCACAGGACCCAUCAGCUCCGCUCACCAGUGGGUGAACAUGAGUGAUGUCUUGGUGGAGCUCAAUGCCACGCACACGGUUAGAACAUGUAAACCAGCCUUAGGACACAGCUUUGCUGCGGGGACUAUUGAUGGAGUGGGAGCGUUCAACUUCACACAAGGCUCAGUAGAAGGGGACCCGUUUUGGGAUGAAAUCCGGGACCAGCUGCUGGGUGAGCCGUCCAAUGAAACAAAAGCCUGCCACAAACCCAAACCAAUCCUCUUUAGCACUGGAGAG
Messenger RNA from Antrostomus carolinensis (chuck-will's-widow), 1428 nucleotides. It is a transcript of the gene ASAH2, whose product is annotated as N-acylsphingosine amidohydrolase 2. Gene Ontology annotation, cellular component: extracellular region. The annotation marks the transcript as partial. The record is from RefSeq and is a predicted model, not a curated record. The transcript has 12 exons. Gene Ontology annotation, biological process: long-chain fatty acid biosynthetic process; sphingosine biosynthetic process; ceramide catabolic process. Gene Ontology annotation, molecular function: N-acylsphingosine amidohydrolase activity. NCBI's taxonomy places the organism in Eukaryota, Metazoa, Chordata, Aves, Caprimulgiformes, Caprimulgidae.